This is a messenger RNA of Cervus elaphus (red deer), 1642 nucleotides long. It is a transcript of the gene STAC3, whose product is annotated as SH3 and cysteine rich domain 3. The transcript is spliced from 12 exons. Bases 198 to 1286 code for a protein of 362 amino acids. Gene Ontology annotation, molecular function: protein binding. Gene Ontology annotation, biological process: skeletal muscle contraction; positive regulation of protein localization to plasma membrane; positive regulation of voltage-gated calcium channel activity. Gene Ontology annotation, cellular component: extrinsic component of cytoplasmic side of plasma membrane. The record is from RefSeq and is a predicted model, not a curated record. Lineage: Eukaryota; Metazoa; Chordata; Mammalia; Artiodactyla; Cervidae.
UCAUUUCAGCUCUGACACCAAGGCAAGAGGCUAGGAAGUCUACAAACCCCGUCUGGGUAGCCGGUGUGAGUACAGAGGGUACUGGGGGGCUUAGCCCCCAAGGAAGACGACCAGUCCUCCCCCAGCACCACCAUCAAGACCACAGGGGCUCCCUCUCUCCUCCGCAGGCUGUGAGCUGACUUAGGGAAUCCCGAACGAUGACAGAAAAGGAGGUGCUGGAGUCCUCCUCUUUUCCAUCAGAGACUCGGAAGGGUGGGCUACAGCGGCUGAAACAGUUGUUCAGGAAGCAGUCUACAGGGACAAAGGAGAUGGAGCUUCCCCCAGAGCCCCAGGCCAACGGGGAGGCGGUGGGAGCUGGAGGUGGGCCCAUCUACUACAUCUAUGAGGAAGAGGAGGAGGAGGAGGAGGAGGAGGAGGAGCCGCCCCCAGAGCCUCCUAAGCUUGUUAAUGACAGACCUCACAAAUUCAGAGAUCAUUUCUUCAAGAAGCCCAAGUUCUGUGAUGUCUGUGCCCGGAUGAUUGUGCUCAACAACAAAUUUGGGCUUCGCUGUAAGAACUGCAAAACCAACAUCCACGAGCACUGUCAGCCCUACGUGGAGAUGCAGAGAUGCUUCGGCAAGAUCCCCCCCGGUUUCCAUCGGGCCUAUAGCUCUCCACUCUACAGCAACCAGCAGUACGCUUGUGUCAAAGACCUCUCUUCUGCCAAUCGCAAUGACCCUGUGUUUGAAACUCUUCGCACUGGGGUGAUCAUGGCAAACAAAGAACGGAAAAAGGGACAGGCAGAUAAGAAAAAUCCCCUAGCGGCCAUGAUGGAAGAGGAGCCAGAGUCUGCCAGACCAGAGGAAGGCAAACCCCAGGAUGGAAACCCUGAGGGGGAUAAGAAAGCGGAAAAGAAGACGCCUGAUGACAAACACAAGCAGCCUGGCUUCCAGCAGUCUCAUUACUUUGUGGCCCUCUAUCGAUUCAAAGCCCUGGAGAAGGACGAUCUGGAUUUCCCGCCUGGAGAGAAGAUCACAGUCAUUGAUGACUCCAAUGAGGAGUGGUGGCGGGGGAAGAUAGGGGAGAAGGUUGGAUUUUUCCCUCCAAACUUCAUCAUUCGGGUCCGGGCUGGAGAGCGUGUGCACCGCGUAACGAGAUCCUUCGUGGGGAACCGCGAGAUAGGGCAGAUCACACUCAAGAAGGACCAGAUUGUGGUGCAGAAAGGCGAUGAAGCCGGCGGCUACGUCAAGGUCUACACCGGCCGCAAGGUGGGGCUGUUCCCCACCGACUUUCUGGAGGAGAUUUAGGCGUGCUGACGCCUGCCAGUGGGAGAUACCCAAACCCCAUUCUGGGCAGGCCCAGUGGAGGUUGGGGAGAAAAGGGGCGAAAGCAACUACAAGGCUGGGUUGGGGAGGGCUGGGAAGGCCACCGAAACGUGACGGGGCUUCCAGGAAGGGACUGGUUCCCGUCCCCCUCCCCUGCCGAGGGCGUCGGAUUCUUGGUGCCUGGAGCAGCCUCACUCGCAACCCUCAGGCCCAGCCUUUUUUUUCCAAAUCGGGAGGGGGUGGGGGCAGAAAGAAUGCGUCUCUACUAGGGAGACGGGUGGGGGGUUGAGACGCACCAUCGAAUAUUGCGAAUUUAUUAAAGUUUUGACAAAAGUUAA